Molecule: messenger RNA, 4623 nt
Organism: Biomphalaria glabrata
Lineage: Eukaryota; Metazoa; Mollusca; Gastropoda; Planorbidae
Exons: 11
Coding region: 1-1404 (467 amino acids)
Biological process (GO): protein deubiquitination
Molecular function (GO): cysteine-type deubiquitinase activity
Source: RefSeq, a predicted model, not a curated record
AUGCAUGACAGAUAUGACGAUGUCAGCAAAUUUGAGGAAGUCAUCAUUGGCCUGAGAGAGAACCCAAAGUCUCAGAAGUCAGAGAAGCAGCAGCAGAUAUCUGCGUCUGUCAGGUUGAGAAAAGCUCUAGGUCCUAAACCACAAGAUGGUCGUGUCUCGGCAAAAUGUGGCUUGAAAGGAGACCGCCGACUAUCCUCAUUGCAACCGACAAUUCGUAAUAUGAAUGAUGAAGAUGAGCCAAGCAAAGAAGAGCACCAUUUCCCUCUACACACAGUACCGUCAACAAUUGAUUACUCACAAUUAGCUCAUGUUUUGUCAGAGGAAGGACGUGGCAUAAGUUUCGUACAAACUGAUGGCAAUUGUUUUUUUAGAGCCAUUUCCACGUACCUGUUCAAAAUGGAAUCCAAGCAUGAGUUGACACGUAAAAUCAUAGUGGAUUUUUUAAGGCGACAUAUUAACCAGUUUUCGCACCUGAUAGAUACGGAAAAUCUUGAGGUCCACUUGGAGGACAUGGCGACAGAAGGCACAUGGGGUACAACAUCAGAAAUAUUUGCAGCGGCAACCCUCCUGCAGAGAGACAUUUUUGUUUUUGUGAGGUGCCAAUCAGGAGUGUACACCUGGACACGGUUCAAACCUCUAUUUGUCCACGAACAAAUAGUUCAGGACAUACAGUUAUCCAACAUAUGUUCUUAUAUUUCAAUUUGUAACACAGACGCAGUACACUUUGAUCUCGUGCACCCGCUUGUGGGUUGCAAUUGUCAUUGGCCCAAGCCUAAACUAGAUGGGAGCACAAACAAAAUAGCAGGACUCAUGUCUUCCAAAGUAGGGUUGGAAACGCUGCCAAAAACUGACCCUGGUACAAGAGUUGUUGAAGAAACGUGCUCCUCAAGUGACUCUUUUGGUGAGGAAAGCCGUGUCACCAGGAAGCGACCAAAGAUGGAACCCGAAGAGGGGACCUAUCCAAGAGCUCUAAAAGAUGAUUUGGAAGUCAAAUUUUCUGACUCUUUGUUCGAGGAGAUUAAAAGCCUAAAGCGAACACUUCAUACCAGCAAAAGCAACCAAGAGACUUAUCGGAAAGAACUCAAAGAUUGGAAAUCUAAAGCGGAACAAGCAGAAACAUCUUUAGAUGCGGCGAAGAAAAGACUGCGAGACAAGAACUGUGCUCUCCAGAAGAUCUACAAGUCGCUCAAUUGUUGUUCAUGCACCAACAACUUUGACACACUGGAUAGAGAACCAUUCCAGAUCAACUGCAGACACAUAGCUUGCUCAGAAUGUGUUGAAAGAGCCGAGACUGAAGAGGUCGUUUGCAGAUUGUGCAGGACGAAGAUUGAAGCAGAUAGCAAGUUCUCAGUUGAUGUACUGCUUUCCGUGAUCAAAGAGCUAGAAAAACAAAUUUUGGACUAACGCUAACCCUAACUAUUUCACCACAUUCACCCCGCCUAUAAUUAAAAUAGCAAGCAUAGUAAUAUAGUAGGCCAUAGCUUAAAUAAAAAGAGAAUGACAGUGCCUGUAAUACAAUAGAUUAAUAAAUAGUAGAAAUAUUAGUUCGUCUUGUAAAAAUAGUGCAUGAUGAUACAAAGAAAACCUAAAAAAAAAAAUAUGUAUAAUAGGAUACUAGUUUCUGUUUUAAGCAAUAACAAACAGUGUAGUAAGUAAAUAUGUACGUAAGUAAGUGAAAAGUAAACUAUAGUAUCAGUAGCAAGAGAUAAACAACGCCAGUUUGUGUAGUCAGUAUAAGUAGUGCAAUAAAGAAACAACUCUAGACUCUAUAGUUCUGUCUGGUUCUUCUCUCUCUUAAGUUGUAACGGGGUUAACUAUCAUGUUCUACAGUGUGGGAGUCACUAGUGAGUUCCUGAGCGUCAAGUGGAGUAUUUUCAAGAGGAAGCGCUCGGAGGUCCUCAGAGCCUUCCAGGGGUUCUUUCCUUUCUUGUAUCACCGUAGGGGUGUUGACUGGUACUUCCGUGUUUUGAGCUUCUGGAGGAUAUUCAUUAUCCUCACCCUGAGCGAAGAACGAAGGUUCACUUGUUGUUGUGGAUGGAGAGGGGGUGGGAGCCAAGCGUCUUAGAGAGACCGUCUCCUCUUUACCGCUGGGCAACCGUACGACGGCAUAUUGGGGGUUACACAUCAGCAAUUCGACUUCCUCCGUGAGAGGAUCAUACUUUGAAGAUCGGUUCUCUCUUCUCAGCAACACUCGACCUGGGCUGGAUAGCAAAGUUGGGAUAGAUAUCCCGAAGGAGGAUUUCCGGUUGAACCGGAAAACUCUCUCAUGUGGAGUUUCGUUUGUUGCCGUAGAUAGUAAUGAUCUAAUCGAGUAUAGGGCCUGGUUCAAGACAAGCUACCAUCUUGAGAUCGGGAGAUCGAGGUCUUUCAGUGCUAAAGUAACAGCGUUCCAUAGAGUUUAGUUUAGUCGUUCAAUUUGCCCGUUGCAUGAAGGAUUAAAAGCGGUUGUUCUACUUGUAGCUAUUCCCCUCUCGUGCAGAAAGGAUUGCACCUCCCUCAACAUAAAGGACGUACCUCUGUCAGAAUGGACGUACUCUGGCAUCCCAACUAAGGAAAACAGCUGAUUUAAACACUUUAUGACAGUAGAUGAGGACAUGGGUAGGCAAAUGGGAAGCGUGAGUACUCAUCCACCAUUGUUAAUAAAUAUUUAUUGUGAGUAGCAGAUGGGAUUGGUCCCUUAAAAUCGAUGCUUACUCUCUGAAAUGGUAGGGUAGCCUUGAUGAAAGGUGCCUGAAAACUGUUUGAAGAAUCUAGGCUUCAGUUCAGCGCAAGUUUUACAUUGGUUUACCACUUUGCGGACGUCCUCGCAGGAAAAAGGUAAUUUCUUAGUCCGAACGUAAUGGAGGAGUCUCGUGACCCCUGGGUGACAGAGGUUGUUGUGUAACAGUUUGAGGUCUUCUCCAGUCAUUGCUGACGCAAAGUGGUUCCUUGAAAAGGUAUCCGCCGCAGCGUUUUGUUUCCCGGGUCGAUAAACGACGUCAUAUUGGAAACAACUAAGCUCCAGUCGCCAUCUUUGUAUCUUUUUUGGCGAAAAUGUGGCCGUGAGUAGUGCGAGAAAGGUGUGUAGAGGCCAUGUAGAUUCUGUUUCUGGACGUUCCUAAUUUCCAUUAGUUCCUUUUAGCAAUUGAAGAAGAUAUAUAGCUUUCACUGCUCCCCUAUCUACGAGAGCCUUCAAUGGUACUCCAUUGACGAGUAUUGAAAUAGCAGAUUUACUAAGGCUGAACGCUGGUGUCGAUGCCCAGGAAGAUCCAACGGUUGUAGUCUGUGACGUCUCGUCAUCUCCUUUCACUAUGGCUGAGGUUAUAGAUUUGAGUGUCUGUCUGGUCGAUUUACAGACUUUCUGGAAAUGGCCCCUCUUACCGCACAAGUUGCAUGUAGCGUCACGGGCUGGACAUCUGAAGCGUUGAUGUGGGCUGUUUCCACAAAAGAAGCAUCUUUUACUAGUCGCCGCACUCACCUCGUGUUCUAAUUUUGUCGUUGGAGAAAGUCUCAACGCUUUCCGGUCUUGAACUGCCCGCUUUCCUACACACUGUCUCAUUCGUACACGCAGGCUUUGGAUCACAUGACCAUAACAUUGGUCAUAUUUGCGUGUAAUCGUGUAAUCGUAGUACUGUCCCUUGUCCAUGGCCCCGCUGACCUGAGUGAUUCACGUGUGUGUCAGCUGAGCCUAUAGUUAACCCUUUUUCGCCGCCAAUAGGGUCAUAACAGUAUGUUAGGUUUCUCUAUAAACCCUUGACAAAACAAUGUGGCUAAGUCAAGAACCAGACAACUUGGACUCUAAUAUAAAGAGACACUUUAAUGAGUGUAAUAAAUAAUGAAGAGAAAACAAUCAAAUAUUUUACAAAUGGGCAGAAGUCAAUGUCUGAAUAAAACAGCUAUACACAACUUGUUAACAAUGAAUGUUCUUUUUCCUUAACUUUCUUGUUCCUCUCUCAGUCCGCCAGACCUGACCCAACCUUUCUUAUAACCAACACAUAGUUCAUAGUCGGAUAACCAAAAAACAGUGUUGACCUACACGGAGAAUGUUUACAUCAGUCCUUUUUAAGUACACAGGCCUGUGACACAUGUGUCGGUUGAUUACCCAUAGGGUUACACUGACCAGCAUAACAGUCCACUUACAACAAUAUGUUGGAUUAUUCUAGAAUUUAUAAUUAGGUCUGAUUGUUGUUUGCCUUAGAUUAUAUCUACCAGGACCAGAACUGACGUCGCUUUGAAUCUGUGACAUCUGUUGUUCUCUAGCCGGGGACUCCUUAAUGCUUAAACUAAUUUUUUGUACUUGGGUGUUGGGAGAAGCCAUUUGGUUAAUCAGUCACAUGGUCAGUAAGCGACUGCGUGAUAUGGCUUGUCUGUAGCCCAAAGUGUACAUGUUCUAUAUGUUGAUAGGGUUAUGAUACGUUGGAACACUUGUAGCGUUUUAUUCUAUUCUAAUCCAUUAUGACAAGAACUCCAUGUUGUUUAUGUCUUCCAGUUCUGAUAAUCCCCAUAUAAACAUUGCGCUAUAUGCAACUAUUUAUUGAAAAAAAAAUUUUUUUUAUACAUUUUAUAUAUAUAAAUAUAUAUUUAUAUAUUCAGAUUUGUAUUCUAUCAUAUUACCAAUGCACAAAAAAUACAUUCAAUAAUAUU